CUUUUAUUUAUUGGAUAAUGACGCUCAACAAAGAUCCAUAUCCAUAUCCACAAAAUAUAAUAUACUCAAAUAAUCACAACAAUAAUGAUGAUGAUUCAAUAUUUGGCGAAGCCUAUCCAGAUGGAUUAAUUAAGCAGUUUAAAAGACCUUUAGAUUUAAUAUUGUCACCAGGAAACACUGAUCCAAAUAAUAAAUGGAAACUUUUAUAUGUUCACCGUUUAGAAGGGCCAAUAACACAUAUAUCGAGCUUUUACCAUGACAAUGAUUUAUUAGAAAUUGAGUCAAGUGAAUCUGGACCAAUUCAAAGAAUUAAAAAAAACUUGCCAAAUGUCCAAACAUCAACUGUACUUUGUAGAGUUUAUGCUGUACCAGGAGUAAUUUGUGUUUUGAAUGCUACAGUGAUUGCAAAUGAAGAAAAUUGGAUCUUUGAAGUUUCAGUAACUCAUAAUUCAACUUAUACUGAUGCUGUUGAUGGAAUCAAAGAUUCAAAUUGGAGAACAAAAUCAUUAAGAAUUUAUACGCCAUCAAUUAAAAGAUCAAGUUCAGAUAUUGAAUUUGUAUAUGGAUUAACACCUAGUCAACCUGUAUUAGUUCCAAAACCAAUAGUUGAAACGCAUCUAACGGAAGCAUACACUGUUAGGAGUGAAUAUCUUCCUGUGUUAGAUGAAUGGUCAUUACAG
This is a messenger RNA of Entrophospora candida, 680 nucleotides long. The record is from the annotation of a GenBank genome assembly. NCBI's taxonomy places the organism in Eukaryota, Fungi, Glomeromycota, Glomeromycetes, Entrophosporales, Entrophosporaceae.